Messenger RNA from Capsicum annuum, 2286 nucleotides. Its product is annotated as cysteine-rich receptor-like protein kinase 10. Gene Ontology annotation, molecular function: ATP binding; protein kinase activity. The record is from RefSeq and is a predicted model, not a curated record. Lineage: Eukaryota; Viridiplantae; Streptophyta; Magnoliopsida; Solanales; Solanaceae. The coding region runs from base 193 to 2217 and encodes 674 amino acids. Gene Ontology annotation, biological process: protein phosphorylation. The transcript has 7 exons.
AACAACAAUAACAACAUAUCAAGUGAAAUUUCAUAAGUUGAGUCUGAGGAGAAUAGAAUGUAAGCAAACCUUACUACUGCCUCGUAAAGGUAGAGAUACUGUUUCCGAAAGAUUCGGCUCUGGUGCAGCAAUUCUUUGACCCUUAACUCAAAACAUAAAAAUGUUAGAAACACACAGCUUUGAUUUACACACAUGAUGUCUCCCAAAAACUUUCAUAUUUUCUACAAUAUUUUCUUCACUUAUCUCUGCUUGUUCAUCUCUGCAACCUCUUUUGAUUACGAUUGUCACACAUCAUUUACUUUCUACACACAAAAUAAUAUCUCUUCUACUUACAAACACAACCUUAAUACCCUUCUUUCAACUCUGUCCACAAACGCUAGAACAAAUCAAAAUGGAUUCUUCAAUUCCAUAUCUAGUCGUCGCCGCGACAACCCUAGUUCAGAAACAGCCUACGGGCUGUUUCUAUGUCGCGGCGACGUGUCUACUAACGUUUGUAAAAAAUGUGUUGACACUGCUACUAAAGAUAUAGUGAGAUUAUGUCCACUUGAAAAAGAGGCUGUGGUUUUUUAUGAUUAUUGUAUGUUACGUUAUUCAGACAACAAUAUUUUUGGAAUAUAUAAUCAGUAUUUCAUUUUUUCUAAGUCUGAUAAUAGCCGUAACGUUACUGAACCAGAAAGAUUUUACAAGAUCCUGGCUUAUUUGAUGAAUGAAUUGACAACUCUUGUCGUUAAUGAUGAUCGAAAAGGCAAGAAAUUUGCAACCCAGGAAGCUAAUUUUACCGCCUCCCAAAAGGUAUAUGCACUAGCACAGUGCACACCAGAUAUAUCAAGUGAUACUUGUAAAGCAUGUCUAUCACAAGCAAUCUCCGGAUUGCCAACUUCAUGUAAAAAAUCAAAAAGUUGUAAAGUGGUCCUUUUAAAUUGUUUUAUUUGGUAUGAAUUUUUUCUCUUUUACAAUUCCAAAGCCUCUGCUGCACCAUUGGUCCAAAACACCCCUCCUCCUCAAAUAAUUUCUGAAAAUGAUCAUAGAAGAAAUUGGAUAUUUUCAGCAAGAACAAUUAUUGCUAUUGCUGUUCCAGUAAUUUCCAUAGUGUUUAUCAUUUUGAUUGUGGGACUCAGUUGCUUCAGAAGGAAAGCAAAGGGUAGAAAGGGUAAACCGAAAGAUAUAAAUGAAGUACGCUCUAAUACCAAAUCCUUGCGUUAUGAAUUUGGUGUUAUUCAAGAUGCCACAAAUAACUUUUCCAUUGGAAAUAGAAUUGGCCAAGGUGGAUUUGGUGAUGUCUACAAGGGUAAACUUCCAAAUGGACAAGAGAUUGCUGUGAAAAGGCUUUCACAAAGCUCAAAUCAAGGAUCAGAGGAAUUUAAGAGUGAAGUUGUACUUGUUGCUAAGCUCCAACAUAGGAGCUUAGUGAGGCUAUUGGGAUUUUGUCUACAAGGAGUCGAAAGGAUACUCAUCUAUGAGUUUGUGCCCAACAAGAGCCUUGACUACUACUUAUUUGAUCGUGAGAGAAAAGGGCCAUUGAAUUGGGAAAUUCGUUUGAAGAUUAUAAGGAGGAUUGCACGUGGACUACUUUACCUUCAUGAAGAUUGUCCUUUAAAAAUUGUGCAUCGUGAUCUCAAGCCAAGUAAUAUAUUGUUAGAUGUAGAAAUGAAUCCAAAAAUAUCAGAUUUUGGAAUGGCUAGGAUUUUUGGAGCUCAUCAAACUCAAGGUAACACAAUGAGGGUAGUUGGAACAUAUGGAUAUAUGUCCCCUGAAUAUGUAAUGUAUGGCCAAUACUCUAUCAAGUCUGAUGUCUUCAGCUUUGGGGUUUUAACUUUGGAGAUUGUAAGUGGCAACAAAAAUAGUUCCUUCUGUGAAUCAAAUGAAGCUAAUGACCUCCUUAGUCAUGCUUGGAAACACUGGAAGGAAGAUACACCUUUGGAAUUGAUUGAUUCAACACUAGAAGAUUGUUAUUCAAGAAUUGAAGUUCUUAGGUGCAUCCAAAUUGGACUAUUGUGUGUACAAAAAGAUGCACAUAAAAGACCUACAAUGGGUUCAAUUGUUCUAAUGCUUAGCAGUAAUUCAAUAACUUUGCCAAAUCCUCAAAGACCAGCAUUUUUUGCUAGUAGUAAAACAGGUAUCCAACCCAAAGAGUACACAUUUCAUGAAUAUUCUUCAACUUCAAGCAUGUAUAUAGAUGAAGAAUCAGUUACAAAAACCUUCACAAAAGAUGUUUGAUAUAUAGAAUUAGUUUUGUGAAUUUUAAAUUAAUUAGUGUGCAAGUACUCCCUCCGUUUCAUUUUACUU